UCCUCUCUGGUCUCUUUCCUGCACUAGAAGCCAUGGCUGCUGCAAAUCCAGCAAAAACUCUCCAGGAUGAAGUGACCUGUCCCAUCUGUCUGGAGUAUUUUAAAGAUCCGGUGUCUCUAGACUGUGAUCACAGUUUCUGCCGAGCCUGCAUCACCCAGUGCUGGGAGGGAUUCGAUACAGACGUCUCCUGCCCUCAGUGCAGAGAGAUCUUUCCCCAGAGGAACCUCAGGCCAAACAGGCAGCUCAGGAAUAUUGUGGAAGCAGCUAGAGAACUCAGGUUGCAGACAGUGAAGGAACCAGAGAGACUGUGUGAGAAACACAAGGAGCCUCUAAAACUGUUCUGCAAAGAGGAUGAAAUCCCCAUCUGCCUGGUGUGUGACAGAUCCAAACAACACAGAGAUCACACCGUCAUUCCUGCAGAGGAAGCUGCUGAAGAAUUCAAGGAAAAGAUUCAGGCCCAUUUGCAGACUCUGAGGGAAGAGAGAGAAAAGCUGCUGGGAUGUAAAGUGAGCAGAGAGAAGAGAAGCCAGGAAUAUCUGAGAAAGACACAAACCGAGAGGCAGAAGAUUGUGUCUGAAUUUCAGCAACUGCAGCACUUCCUGGAGGAACAAGAGCGACUCCUGCUGGCCCAGCUGGAGAAGCUGGAUGAGGAGAUUGAGGAAAUAGAGAAUGAAAAUGCCACUAAACUCUCCAAGCAGAUUUCCUGUCUCAGUGAGCUGAUCAGUGAGAUGGAGGGGAAGUGUCAGAAGCCAGCGAGUGAAUUCCUGCAGGAUGUCAGAAGCACCCUGAGCAGGUGUGAGAAAGGGAAGUUCCAGCAGCCAGUGGAGAUUUCUCCUAAACAGGAUAAGAGACUCAGUGAUUUCUCCCAGAAAACUGUUGCUCUAAUGGAGACUCUGAGGAAGUUCAAAGUCUGGGCACAUGGGAUGUGGGGAAGAAGAAAGCGCCUCCCCUACGGAGACGGAUUUCUCCAGCACAGAAGCCUCUUCUGCCUCCUCCACAGCAGGUGCAGGCACAAGGGAGGACGAAGUCUCCGUCAUCCUGCUCUCUGUAGAGACUAUAGGCAAACAGACCCAACAGCUCACAAUCAGAGCCAGGAUUUAGCAAACUCUGAAAAUCCUGUUAGUGUCAAAGGGACCCAAGUGGACACUCUGCCGUCUGCACUGGAGACAAGAAGAGGGGAACCUGUAGGAGCACACAGACAGGCGAAUGUGACUCUGGAUCCAGACACGGCUCAUCCCCAACUCGUCCUGUCUGAAGAUCAGAAAAGUGUGAGACUGGGAGACACACGGCAGCGACUGCCCAACAAUCCUGAGAGAUUUGACGCUGUGCGCUAUGUGCUGGCCUGUGAGGGAUUCACCUCGGGGAGACAUUGCUGGGAGGUGGAGGUGGGGGAUGGGCGAUUCUGGGCUGUGGGGGUGGCCAGAGAGUCUGUGAGGAGGAAGGGAGAGAUCAGCCGUAGCCCUGAGGAGGGGAUCUGGGCUGUGGAGCGGUGGCUGGGUCAGUUCCUGGCUCUCACCUCCCCUGUGACCCCCCUGCCCCUGAGUCGGGCCCCCAGCAGGAUCCGGGUUUGUCUGGACUGUGACUGGGGGCAGGUGACAUUUAUCGAUGCUGGUGACAACGCCCCGAUCUUCACUUUCCCGCUGGGCUCUGUCUCUGGGGUGAGAAUCCGACCCUGGCUCUGGGUGGGGGGAUCCCGGCUCAGACUGAAGCUGUCGUGGCAGCAGGAAACCCCCUUGGUGGCCGCAUUUGAGAAACGUUAUAACGACAAAAAGAGCUGGUGUGGACAGCGCUACAUCGGCGAGAGCCACGCUGCCGAAGGAAGUGAAACUAAACUCCUCUCUGGUCUCUUUCCUGCACUAGAAGCCAUGGCUGCUGCACAUCCAGCAAAAACUCUCCAGGAUGAAAUCACCUGUACCCUCUGUCUGGAGUAUUUUAAAGAUCCGGUGUCUCUAGACUGUGAUCACAGUUUCUGCCGAGCCUGCAUCACCCAGUGCUGGGAGGGAUUCGAUACAGACGUCUCCUGCCCGGAAUGCGGAAAGCUCUUUCCCCAGAGGAACCUCAGGCUGAACAGGCAGCUCAGGAAUGUUGUGGAAGCAGCCAGAGAACUCAGGUUGCAGACAGGGAAAGAACCAGAACCAGAGAGACUGUGUGAGAAACACAAGGAGCCUCUAAAACUGUUCUGCAAAGAGGAUGAAAUCCCCAUCUGCCUGGUGUGUGACAGAUCCAAGCAGCACAGAGAUCACACCGUCAUUCCUGCAGAGGAAGCUGCCGAAGAAUUCAAGGAAAAGAUUCAGGCCCAUUUGCAGACUCUGAGGGAAGAGAGAGAAAAGCUGCUGGGAUGUAAAGUGAGCGGAGAGAAGAGAAAACAGGAAUAUCUAAGAAAGACACAAACCGAGAGGCAGAAGAUUGUGUCUGAAUUUCAGCAACUGCGGCACUUCCUGGAGGAACAAGAGCGGCUCCUGCUGGCUCAGCUGGAAAAGCUGGACAAGGAGAUUGAGAAAAUACAGAAUGAAAAUGCCACUAAACUCUCCAAGCAGAUUUCCCAUCUCAGUGAGCUGAUCAGUGAGCUGGAGGGGAAGUGUCAGAAGCCAGCGAGUGAAUUCCUGCAGGAUGUCAGAAGCACCCUGAGCAGGUGUGAGAAAGGAAAGUUCCAGCAGCCACUGGAGAUUUCUCCUAAACAGGAUAACAGACUCAGUGAUUUCUCCCAGAAAACUGUUGCUCUAAUGGAGACUCUGAGGAAGUUCAAAGACACUCUGCCGUUUGCACUGGAGACAAGAAGAGGGGAAUCCCUAGGAACAUUUAGACAGGCAAAUGUGACUCUGGAUCCAGACACGGCUCAUCCAGAACUCGUCCUGUCUGAGGACUGGAAAAGUGUGAGACGGGGAAACACAGGGCAGGAUCUACCCAAGAACCUUGAGAGAUUUGACACUGAGCCCUGUGUGCUGGGCUGGGAGGGAUUCACCUCGGGGAGACACUGCUGGGAGGUGGAAGUGGUUGCUGGGCGAUGCUGGGCUGUGGGGGUGGCCAGAGAGUCUGUGAGGAGAAAGGGACAGAUCAGUCGUAGCCCUGAGGGGGGGAUCUGGGCUGUGGGGCAGUGGGGGAGUCACUUCCAAGCACUCACUUCCCCUGUGACCCCCCUGCCCCUGAGCCGGUUCCCCAGCAGGAUCUGGGUUUGUCUGGACUGUGACCGGGGGCAGGUAACAUUUAUCAAUGCUGAUGACGAGGCCCCGAUCUUCACUUUCCUGCUGGGGUCUGUUCCCGGGGAGAGAAUCCAACCCUGGCUCCAAGUGCUGGGACCAGGAUCUGGGCUCAGAUUGUGUGCCUGAGACAGGGCGGGGGCAUCGAAAUAAACCUAGGUAUCCUGAAAUCAGCCCUGCAAACUUCAGAAACCAUAUUCUCUAUGACCCUGGAGGACUCCUGUCUUCCUGCAGACUUUCUACUGCACAGUCUCUAUGACUCUGUGUGCUCAGUGGGGGUGGGGUGGGGAUGGUCUCUGGGGACUGUCAAACCAUAGAAAGCAGGAAGUGAUUGAAAUGGAGAAGCCAAUCUCACUACUCCAGGGAUUGUGCAGCCUCUUAGUCACUGUCCUCUAUGGUCCAGGAGGACUCAGGAUCCUGGGUCAGACAGUGCCACUGAGACAAUGGAGAGGGGGAGGGGAGAAACAGCCAUGAAAAUAUGGGCUUUUCUAGCCACAGUCAUCGUAAUCUCUAAGAUGCUGGAGGACUCCCAUCUACCCAGCCUCUGGCCCAGUCUCAGUGUCACCAGGAAGCUCCUCCCCCUGCUCUCCCUGUAGCACCAGCGAUGGGAGGGGGAGGGGGAAGAGCCCCUGGAGCUGCAGGAGGAGCAGAGGGGCCCUGAGGGGCAGAGGUGGGGGCUGCAGGGUCAGAACUGAAGGAGGGGCUGGGG
This is a messenger RNA of Malaclemys terrapin pileata, 3906 nucleotides long. RefSeq lists its product as uncharacterized. NCBI's taxonomy places the organism in Eukaryota, Metazoa, Chordata, Testudines, Emydidae. The record is from RefSeq and is a predicted model, not a curated record. Gene Ontology annotation, molecular function: protein binding; zinc ion binding. The coding region runs from base 33 to 3326 and encodes 1097 amino acids. The transcript has 19 exons.